Molecule: messenger RNA, 984 nt
Organism: Dovyalis caffra
Lineage: Eukaryota; Viridiplantae; Streptophyta; Magnoliopsida; Malpighiales; Salicaceae
Source: the annotation of a GenBank genome assembly
AUGCCACAAGCAAGGGAUAGACUGUCAAGGCCAAUGGAUAUAGCAGCAAUAUUUGCCGCUAGAAGACAAUCACGGAGUCUUGGUGUCUAUCAAGACCAGCCCGAGCUUGACAUGGCGCUGUUUGGCUCUCCUAGACCAAACGCAGCAACAAGAACUCAAACAGUGGUCGUGGGUACCAUUACUGGGCGUGGAAGAGGUGGUUUGGGCACUCCAAGGGGCCGAGGAGGCCGAACUCCAUUGGGCAGAGAAAAUAUGCCUCCACCUGGAAGUGCCCGGAGAGGAAGGGGUCGCGGAUCAAAUAGUGUGUUACCUGCUUGGUACCCUAGGACUCCUCUUCGUGAUAUCACUGCUGUUGUGAGGGUGGGAAUGUUGCUGAAAUGGAGUUCAUGGUUUUUUGGUUUUGCUGAUUUUGCUGUCAAACUAAUUUUGGAGAAAUUCUUUGAUCAGGCCAUUGAAAGGAGAAGGGAACGACGCUUGGGAGGAAGCGAUGGCCUAGAAAUCGGGAGCCCAAUGCCGCAAGGCCGCAUGAAUUCUGACUCUUUUGAGGCAACACCAGUUGCUCAUCUCGACCACAGUAACAGGAUUAUGUCCCCAAAAUCAACCCCCGCAGUCAAGGGCUGUCCUUCUACCAUUGGUAAAGUGCCAAAAAUUUUGCAGCAUAUCACAAACCAAGCCUCCGAAGAUCCAGACUGUCUAACACCUCAGAAGAAACUCCUAAACUCAAUUGACACAGUUGAGAAAGUAGUGAUGGAGGAGUUGCGAAAACUGAAGAGGACUCCGAGUGCUAAGAAGGCCGAGAGAGAGAAAAGAGUGCGAACUCUUAUGUCGAUGCGGUGUGUAGGACAAGUGCUACGUGCUUUGACUGAUGUAAAUAGAUGGACAAAGUACACUUCCUGUGGUUUGACUUCAGUUUUGAGUUAUGUUAUUCUGAUCAGUGUGCUACUUCAUGGGCCAUUCUUAACUGGCCUUAAAGAAAUUAGGUAG